CAUGGAGCUUUUGUGUGUGCAGAGAUAAAACCAGCAAGGUCGAUAGUUCCUAAGGGAACAGAAAUAUUCCUGAGUGCUAGAGGGUCAUGUUCACUAGAACGGCCAAAAACAGAGAAAGGAAACUCAGUGAAAAGCCGAAUGACCUCACCCAGUCUCUUCCUGCAGAAUUCCUAG
Molecule: messenger RNA, 174 nt
Organism: Pterocles gutturalis (yellow-throated sandgrouse)
Lineage: Eukaryota; Metazoa; Chordata; Aves; Pterocliformes; Pteroclidae
Gene: CIMIP6
Product: chromosome unknown open reading frame, human C2orf73
Source: RefSeq, a predicted model, not a curated record